This is a messenger RNA of Scutellospora calospora, 987 nucleotides long. The record is from the annotation of a GenBank genome assembly. NCBI's taxonomy places the organism in Eukaryota, Fungi, Glomeromycota, Glomeromycetes, Diversisporales, Gigasporaceae.
AUGGAAAAAUUUUUACUAACAGAAAAACCAGAUAAAAUAACAAUUAUCACAGCAAUGUACGCAAGAAUAAAGACUAAAGAAUGGACUGGUAACGAAGACGAGGAGGUUAAAGUAUUUGUCGAAACAAAAGAAAAGAUACUUAAAAACUUGUCUCUAAAAAAUGAAAAAAUACGUAUUGAAAAAUUAAAGACUCUUGAAGAUACCAAACCAGUAGAAAUCGCCGAAUGGAAAAAAUAUGCUAAUGAAAACAUUAGUAAGCUGAAAACUGUCUUGAAUCAAUAUAUAGAAUCAAAAGAUGUAUUUAAGCGAAGUGCUCACUCACGUCUCCGUUCCCAACUACUCAAAGAACUAAGUAAUAUGAGUGCUGAUAAUUUGACAUAUGAUAAUCCAUUAGCAAGUGGAAUUAUUUGUGAUGAAUCCGAAUUAGUCAAAAAGCUGCCACAAGAUUGUCAAGAAGAAUUUCGGACGGGCAUCUUGGAAAUGAAGCUUGAUAGCAAUUCUGAUUUAAGACAAGCUUCUGAAAGUUUGGUAAAGAGCCAUCAAUUAUGGAAAAAGCAAAAGAAAAAACGGUUUGAAAAUAAAGUGGAAUAUGGAAGCUUGUUCGACGAGAGAAAAGAUAUAAUAAAAUUCUCAACAAGAAUAUCAAAUGCUUUAGAGAAUGUAUGGAGAACACAGCAUUAUGCUAUGAUGGCAAGUGCACUAGACCAAGUUAAUGAAGGCACGUACGUUGCAGAGGUAUUAGCGCCUUUGUUAACUGCUACCUUUGCAGAAUUACCAGUUCCCAAGUUGAGAGCCCUUCUACUUGAAUUAGUUAAUAUGGAAACAGGACGACCAGAGUCAGAUUGGAAGAAACAAUUGUCUGACCAUAAUAAAUUGGCGCGUAGCACUAAAGAUGCUUUUGAGGACUUUUCUAUCAAUGGAAGUGUAAAAAAAUAUGGAUAUGAUGAAUUGACAAAGAUCUUUUGUCUUAACCUUAAAGGCGAGUGA